Molecule: messenger RNA, 1209 nt
Organism: Asparagus officinalis (garden asparagus)
Lineage: Eukaryota; Viridiplantae; Streptophyta; Magnoliopsida; Asparagales; Asparagaceae
Exons: 3
Coding region: 1-1209 (402 amino acids)
Source: RefSeq, a predicted model, not a curated record
AUGCUGCUGGAAGACGUGCUUAAUCACCAAACAAAGAUCCCAACUGAGUGGCACACCUCCAUAUGUGAAGUUGGUCAGAAAUUUGAUAGUGCUGCUGAAGUUAGAUUAGCACUUCAAUACUAUUCAAUUGCUAAACGGUUCAAGUAUGAUUUUUACCAUAAUGAACAAAGACGCAUAAGAGUCUAUUGCCGAUUCAUGCACACACAUGGUUGGCCUUGGAUGUUGUUUGCUUCCCCGCUUAGAAAUUCGUCUAUCAUGUCCAUAAAGAAUUUCGAGUCUACUCACACCUGCGGUCAACAUGGAGCAAAUGCUGGUAACUCAAGGGCAUCAAGAAAGUUCAUUGCUAGCCAAAUACAAGCUAUUUUGAAGGUUAGGUCAGAUCUUCGUGCGGUCGAUAUCAAGAACGACAUGCUCUCUAAUUUUGGCAUCAAGAUUAACUACAGUAAAGUAUGGUGGAGCAAGGAGACAGCUCAACAGGACCUGUUUGGUGAUGAUGAUGAGGCUUACAAUUCACUGAGAUGGUAUGAAUCCAUGGUGCAUGCAACUAAUCCAGGGAGUCGUGUUGUUAUUGAUGCUGAUGACGGGAGGUUCAGGAGAUUGUUCAUUAGUUAUAAUGCCUGUAUUGAAGGGUUCAUUGCUGGGUGUAGGCCUCUAUUAUUUUUGGAUGGAACAUUUAUUAAAGAUCAUUACAGAGACAUACUACGUAGCGCUACUGGGUAUGACGGCAACCAGGGAAUAUUUACCCUUGCUUAUUGCGUAUGCGACCAAGAGAAUGAGGUUAACUGGAAAUGGUUCUUACAAGGAUUAUGGAGGUUACUGUAUGAUAGGGAAAAUCCUUACCAACCUCCACAUCAACUGGUAAUGAUUUUUGACACCGACAAGGGUAUCAGGGCAGCAGUCGAGGAAUUCUUUCCAGAUGCAUUCCAUUCAAGGUGUGUUCUGCAUCUAGUCGAGAAUUUCAAAAAGAAGAUGAAGGAUUUUGGGCACAAGGCAAAUGUCGUAACUACGUUGGGUGAGCUGUUACAAUCCGCGGCUUAUAAGUUCAUAAUAUCUGAAUGGGAUAAUAACAUGAAAGAAUUAGCAGCGAUCGAUCACAGGGCUUACGUCACUGUAAUGGAAUACUCCCCGGAGAGAUGGGCAAACGCACAUUUUCCUGGUAUAAGGUAUGGCCAUGUUACUUCAAACGUUGCUAAGUUCUUCAACAGCUAG